Entrophospora candida is the source of this 303-nucleotide messenger RNA. The record is from the annotation of a GenBank genome assembly. Lineage: Eukaryota; Fungi; Glomeromycota; Glomeromycetes; Entrophosporales; Entrophosporaceae.
AUGGUUUAUCCAACUCAACCUCCAAUGGCUUACCCGCCACCAGCAGCAGCACCAACGACUAAUUUCGCUCCAACCACUGUCAUUAAUGUACAGCAAGCGACAAAUGGUGUUGCAGGUAAUGGUGCUUGUUGGAAUUGUGGUAGUACUAGAAGACCUAUUAUUACUCGGGUUCCGGGUACAACUUCUUGGGUUGCCGGAUUUAUAAUCUGUCUCGUUUUUUGGCCAUUGUUUUGGUUACCUUGUGUACUUCCUGGUUGUAUGGACGAGUCUGCUGUAUGUCCUGAUUGUAAUAGAAAUCGUUAG